GUCAUCCCGAGGAUGAACGAGAUGAUACGAAAUUUCCACGUUUUUUGAUUUGAGCUUCAUCCUCCAUCUGCAAAUUUUAUUCUCUUUUUAUUUUUGCCGCCGAUUUGUCGACAGUGCAGGUGUGACAGUCGUUGGUUUUUAGCUAGCCUAGUUAAAGAAUAAUCCGAAAAUGACUACUGAUCACGAUCAAGCCGGCGACUGUCCCGACGAUUUGGAAUCUGUUGAGGAGGAAGAAGACGUGGACGAAAGUCAUAAAAAAAACAUGGAUUUUCCCAGCGUUAUGGCCGCUAUCAAAGCAGCUCAACGGAGUUCUGAAUUGCUAGCCUCACUGCCCCCAUCCGUAAAGCGUCGCGUUAAAGCUUUGAAAAAGAUGCAGCUCGAAGCCACAAAUAUCGAAGCUGAAUUCUUCAAGGAGGUACAAUAUUUAGAGUGCAAGUAUCAUAGAUUAUAUGUUCCUUUAUACGAAAAGAGAAAUACUAUUGUAAAUGGUUCAUACGAGCCUACAGAAGACGAAUCUCAGUGGCCCUCCGACGAUGAAGAUUUGCCUAAUGCACUUAAAGAAAAAGCUAAGCUUGAUGAAGAGAAGAAAGAAGCAAAAGCUAAAGAAGAUCCAGAUAAUGUGAAAGGCAUUCCAGAAUUCUGGUUGACCAUAUUCAGGAAUUGUAGUUUGUUGUCUGAAAUGGUCCAGCCCUGUGAUUUUCCUAUUUUAGAACAUCUCACAGAUAUUAAAACAUUUUGCAAGGAAGAGCCUAUGAGCUUUAGUUUGGAAUUCCACUUCUCUUCUAACGAAUACUUCACCAACAAAGUCCUAACCAAGGAAUACCUCAUGAAAUGCGUGCCCGACGAUGACGACCCGUUCGGCUUCGAAGGCCCCGAAAUCUUCAAAUGUACCGGCUGCACGAUCAACUGGAACAAGGGCAAAAACGUGUCGGUGAAGACAGUGAAGAAGAAGCAGAAACAUAAGAGCCGCGGCGUGGUGAGAGUCGUCACCAAGACCGUCCAGAACGACUCUUUCUUCAAUUUCUUCACCCCGCCCACCAUUCCAGAAGGCACCAAGGACGAAGACGUCGACGAGGACGUCCGUAAUUUGUUGACCAGCGAUUUCGAGAUUGGUCACUACAUCAGAGAGAGAGUGGUGCCCAGGGCUGUGCUCUUCUUCACGGGCGAGGGUCUCGAAGACGAGGAAGACUUUGAGGAAGAGGAGGAGGAUGAAGACGAUGAAGAAGAGGAAGGAGAUUCGGAUACAAACACCGGCAAGAACCAGGAACAGUGUAAGCAGCAAUGAGGCUGGAGGUCGACUUUCCGCCGGAUGUAAUCACAAUAUCGGGUCUCCCGCACCGCCGAAAGUUGAGAAACAAAUUAUCAGUUAAGUUAUGCUCUUUAUUUUUGUAUUGUGCUUUUAGUGUUGUAUAUUUAUAUAUAAAUUUUUUUCUCGCUAUACGGCAUCAUUCAAAAUUGUUGGUAUAUUUAUAAAUGAAAGUAAAUCGCCUGUAAUGUUUUGAGAUUAAAUUAAAUUUUGAGGCGAAA
Sitophilus oryzae (rice weevil) is the source of this 1527-nucleotide messenger RNA. RefSeq names its product nucleosome assembly protein 1-like 1-A (gene Nap1). The coding region runs from base 170 to 1285 and encodes 371 amino acids. Gene Ontology annotation, molecular function: histone binding; chromatin binding. Gene Ontology annotation, cellular component: nucleus; chromatin. The transcript has 3 exons. Lineage: Eukaryota; Metazoa; Arthropoda; Insecta; Coleoptera; Curculionidae. The record is from RefSeq and is a predicted model, not a curated record. Gene Ontology annotation, biological process: nucleosome assembly.